UCAACACGUGUGGUUCUGACGUUCGCGGAUGUCAAACAGUUUUGGUGUGCUUCGCGUUACUAAACCCAGAAACAUCGUUUUAAUAAUUCAAAAUGAGUGUCGGUAUCAAGAGAUCUCACAACAAGGAAUCGGUGAAUGAUGAAAUAAAGCCGAAAAAAGUAAAGUCAAGUGAAAAGACUAAACUUACAACGAAGAAACCGUCCCCACCCGGUGCAAUUCGUAAACCUGGUGGAGGAAAGAAGGUUCCCGGUAAAUUUAGCAAACCAACAGGUCCAAAGAAAUUUGGGGAUAAGAAUGAAAAACUGGAAAGCAAUGAGAAAACAGAUUGGAAUAAACUGAAAAAGGAAAAGAAGGAACUGAAAUUGAAAAGGAAAAAGGCGAAAGAUACGUACGAGGUAGCGGCUGAAGUCAAGCAAAUUUAUGAGAAACUGAAAUGUAAAGCAACACCAAAUAAAAAAGAAUUGGUGGAAGAGCUAUUCAAAAUAUUGAUGAAAAGUGACUGCGUAAAGAAGUUUGUGAUGGCGCACGAUACAGCUAGGAUUAUCCAAUGUUUGUUGAAAAAUGCAUCGCCAGAAUUGAGGACUAAAAUUUCAGAGGAGUUGCUUCCAAUUAUAGUUGAAAUGAGUCUCUCGAAAUACGCCCACUUCUGUGUCCUUCGGAUGGUCAAAUACGGCAGCCAUGUGAUAAGGGAAAAAAUAAUCCAAGCUAUGUACGGCAACAUUGUUAAAUUAGCGACACACUCAAUAUCAAAUGGAAUUAUUGACGUGAUUUACUUAACAUGGGCUUCAAAUAAGCAGAAGGCAUACAUGCGGCAGGAAUUUUAUGGCGGUGUAUACAAGACGUCUAAAGAUGAUUCGGUCAAAAAGUUGACCGAUACAUACGCGAAUGCUCCAACAAUGAAAAGUGCGGUCCUAAGUGCACUUAAAUUAAAUUUAGAACAUGCAGCGAAUAAGAAAUUAGUUGACAAUUGCUUGGUACAUCAUGUUUUACUAGAAUAUUUGGAAGAGUGUUCUGAGGAGCAGCGAGGAGAAAUGGUUACAUUGUUCUCGCCCCUCAUUCCAUCAAUCAUCACGACUCGUGAAGGUUGCAGAGCAGCCAUUUUGUGUUUCUGGCACUCACCAACAAAGGAAAGACGUGGAAUCGUGAAAGGACUACGAGAACAUUUGACAAAAAUUACUAGUCACGAACAAGGACAUGUUCUAAUUCUCGCUAUAGCAAACACAAUGGAUGACACAAAAGCUAUCAAGAAGAGCAUAUUUGAUCACCUCUAUGAAGACUUGGAAUCGAUAGUGGACACGCAAUGGGGUCGCAAGGUGAUUGAAUGGUUCGUCCAACCUGCCGAUAAGGAAUGCUUCCAUCCGCAGUUGAUAAGCUUUUUAGAGGAGGGGCUACAGUACGGUAAAAAAGAUAAAGACAUUCGCAGGAAAGAAAUCCUGGAACAAAUUCAAGAACCACUUGCCCAGAAAAUAUGCGAAAACCCUAGUUUUUGGAUAAAGAAUGGACACCUAGGGCUGACAACUGCCAUCAUUUUGAAAAACUUGGAUGAAAAUAAUUUUAACAAAGCAGCGUCUGCGCUUGCCGGAGUUGUAUGUGAACCAGAUUGGUCAGUCAAUGUUAAAGACGAAGAGGAAGAUGAUGUUGAGAAAAAUGACAAAUUAGAUGAAAAAACCAAGGCAAAAAUCCGAUUAUUUACAAAAGGUGAAGAGGCUGCCAAAACAGCCGAAAAAAUGCUAGGAAUAGAGCAUCCAGGUCUUCACAUUGCACUGAAGAAAAUCAUCAAGAACGACAAAGAAAGAAGUGCCAAUAGCGAGCCAACAUUCGGAAGUCAAGUAGUAAAGGGGCUGUCGGAAGAAGCGCUUUCUGUUUGGGUUGAACUCAACCGAGCUUGUUUUAUCCUGCUAAAUAUUUACGAAAACUGUGAAGAUAAAACUGUACAAAGUGAUCUGAAAGAGCUUCUGUCCACACACCUGUCCACACUGAAAAAACAAAAGCAUACAGGAGCAAAACUUUUAAUCGAUAAAUUAGGCUUAAAAAAGUAGUUUGUUUUCAAGUUACAGUAUGUUGUAAUUU
Messenger RNA from Hermetia illucens (black soldier fly), 2070 nucleotides. It is a transcript of the gene peng, whose product is annotated as protein penguin. Gene Ontology annotation, molecular function: mRNA binding. The transcript is spliced from 8 exons. Gene Ontology annotation, cellular component: nucleolus. The record is from RefSeq and is a predicted model, not a curated record. Gene Ontology annotation, biological process: regulation of translation. Lineage: Eukaryota; Metazoa; Arthropoda; Insecta; Diptera; Stratiomyidae. Bases 93 to 2039 code for a protein of 648 amino acids.